Messenger RNA from Gryllus bimaculatus (two-spotted cricket), 1575 nucleotides. The record is from the annotation of a GenBank genome assembly. Lineage: Eukaryota; Metazoa; Arthropoda; Insecta; Orthoptera; Gryllidae.
GAAGUACUUUCAAUCAACAACACACUCAGAAAUCUGCUACUUAGCUCCUCAGCACCCAUAAUUAUGUCAGUGUCCCAAGACAAUUUCAAUUGCACUGACAUGAGUGUAGAUGACCAAGUCGAAGUGCUGUUUGCGUUGCAAAAUGUUCAUCAGUCUUUCAUCAGCUCUCUUCUGUGUGAGAGCUCCCCAGGAGAAUGGCACGUGUUCUAUUUGAACGGCUCCAGUGUGUGGGGUGUGGAACUGGGCAAUGGACGUAAUAAUUGGGAACAACUGUUUGGCGAAUUCCUGGAAUCAAGUUUCCGAGACCAUAAUGCCAAAGUUUCAACCUUGAUAUUCAAUGACCCAGUGGCGGAAUAUGUUAAUGAGGGAAAAAACAGGUUCAAAUAUGUACCACUGUGUGAUUGCGUACUGCAGGAACUUACUGUGCGCUCCCACAUACAUUGGAAGAAGUUCUCUAAACCAAAUGGCCCAAUUCGAAACGCACACGUUGUAGCAAGUGAUUGGGCAGCUGUGAGAAUUACAGCCAUACUAUUAGCCCUUGGUAAAGUGGAUUUUUCACCCGUAACCUUUUCUUUGAACAACCAAGACUGCGCCAUUUUCGACUACAUUGCUGCCACGUCGACUUUCACCCACAACGUCGUAGUGGUGCCUCGCGCGCAGCUUCUCCCGUCGUGGACACUGUUCCUGCGCGUCUUCGGUCCCGUGGUGUGGGCUGCCUUGCUGGGCACGGUGCUGGCGUACGCGCUGGCGUGGAGCGGCGUGGCGGGCGAGUCGCCGGCCGCCAGCGUCGCCGCCGCGCUGCGCGCCUUCUCCUCGUGCGGGGGCGCCCCGCAGGACAGGGUGCGCGCCGCGCCGCAGCGCCUGCAGUUGGCCGGCGCGUUGCUCGCGUCGGCGGUCGUCAUCGCGGCCGUGUAUCAGGGGCGGCUUUUUAGUCUUAUGACAAAACCCGAGCGAUAUGCGGAUAUGGAUACUUUGGAGGAGUUGGCAAACUCUCGCCUCCCUGUAGUAGGCACGAUGGCAAUUCCGCACUUGGUUCAUCCAAAUAAUUUGCAUUCUAAGUCAAUGCAAGAAGCACUUUUGAAGCUAGAAUACCGACAAUCCACCCCCACGGAUAUUAUACGUCACCUAACGAGGAGGGACAGCGUUGCAUGGUACACCUUCGAAGGGAGCUGGAAAGAACUGGAGUUCGCAGGAAUAAUAUCAGAUUAUUGGCAUCAGAUGAGAGAACCAUUAAGGAACGCCCUCGGCUUCAUGCAUGCUCGAAAAAACUGGCCAUGGACCGACAUUGUGAACCAACAAAUUUAUUGCUUCCACUCCGCUGGUCUCAUGUCCAAGUGGGAAAACGACGCUCAGCGUCUAUACAGAAUGUACAUGUAUUACAAAUCAAGAGAAAAAGGUACAUUGACAAAGACGCGUUACAAAUUAGGAGCAGUGACGGAUGGUGAUCCAGAGCCUUGGGAGCUUGGAUUCAAAGACGUGUCCUGGGCUCUGAAGCUGCUUGGAGUGGGACUCGCAAUAUCGGCGUUAGUUUUCCUUCAAGAGCUUUGGCGAGGCCGCAAACGUCUACCCACAUAU